ACGACAACGUUUCGGCCUGUCAACUGAACCCACAGCAGCAACAGCAGCAGCUGUUGGUGGCAAGUGGCAAGUGGCAACUGCUGUUUUUUUAAUUUUUUUCACUUAGAUAAUUGUUCGGGUUUGGUAGAAUUAAUAAUCAUUAUGAUACUUAGUAGUUUAGUACUGUAUUAUUGAGUUAAUCAGUUUGUAGUAGACCAUUAAGUUAGGUCAUAGGUGCUUACAGUAGUCGAAUUGCGUUAGUUUUUUUUCUUUCCGCUAUUAUUUAUUUUUUAUAAUUCGACAAGACUCGUAGACGAAAAAAAAAAAAAAACAAUGACUUGUCGACCUGACAACAAUGCUGAAGUGAUCGAUCCGUUCAAAGAAAACUACGACAAUUACUUGCUGAUCGAUGCCGGCGCCAACAUGGUCAACAAGAAAUUUACACGAGACUUGGAACCGGUCUUGCAACGAGCAAAAGACUCGGGUGUUCAAAAAAUUAUAGUUCCUUGUACUUCGCUGAGAACGAGUAAAGAAGCUCUGAGAUUGGCGAGAAUUUAUCCGGGUGCUUUGUACUCUACAGCAGGUAUUCAUCCGCACGAAGCGAAAUCUUGGGAAGACGGAUACUACGACGAGCUCAAAGACAUUGCCAAAAACACAGAAUGUGUAGCCAUCGGAAUAUGUGGAUUGGAUUACAACAAAGAUUUUUCGACGCCCGACACGCAGAGAAAAGUGUUUGAACUGCAGGUAUCGCUGGCGGUGGAACUUAAAAAGCCGAUUAUGUUGCAUCAAAAAGGAGCCCACGAAGAUUUCUUUCUUAUACUGAAAAAAUAUUCUGCCGGACUGCCGAUCGCUAUAAUGCACUCAUUCACUGGCUCGUCUGAAGAGGCCACAGACUAUAUCAAUUUCGGAAUGUAUAUAGGAAUUACCGGCGGACUGUGCAAAGACAGUUCAGGAAACGGUAUAAAGAAACUUUUAAAUGACGGUACAUUAACAUUAGACCGAAUACUAGUACAAACGGAUUCACCAUUCAUGUAUCCGAACGCACGAGCAGCUACCCUAUCGGAAACUGUAAAAUCUAGUCUCACUCAAAGAUCUCUUGGAUUCUUGCAACGCUAUUGUACGUUUCACCGCAACGAACCGUGUUCUUUACCCGUACUCGUCGAACUGAUCGCCGGAUUUAUCGGCAAGAAACCCGACGAGGUGGCUCUAGCCACUGCGUUUAACGCAUUGAAAUUGUUCGGAAUGUCUUAGAUGCAACGGUGCUUACGACAAAACAUACCUAAUACCUAUUUAUAUUGACUCGACACUAUUAUUGUUAUUGUUCGUAAAUGUGAUUUAAAAAAAAAAACUUUAUUUUUUAUAUAUAAUAUUAUAAUUUAUAACCAUUUAUAGCUGUGUUAAUACCAUUACAAAUUUUACUAUGCUAUUAUUUAUUAUGUGCCAUUAAAACAAACGUUAAAACACCAUUUAAUAUUAUAUUGU
This is a messenger RNA of Adelges cooleyi (spruce gall adelgid), 1461 nucleotides long. RefSeq names its product 3'-5' ssDNA/RNA exonuclease TatD. Gene Ontology annotation, cellular component: cytosol. The record is from RefSeq and is a predicted model, not a curated record. The transcript is spliced from 7 exons. The coding region runs from base 313 to 1230 and encodes 305 amino acids. Gene Ontology annotation, molecular function: single-stranded DNA 3'-5' DNA exonuclease activity. NCBI's taxonomy places the organism in Eukaryota, Metazoa, Arthropoda, Insecta, Hemiptera, Adelgidae.